This is a messenger RNA of Botrytis fragariae, 1107 nucleotides long. RefSeq lists its product as uncharacterized. The coding region runs from base 1 to 1107 and encodes 368 amino acids. NCBI's taxonomy places the organism in Eukaryota, Fungi, Ascomycota, Leotiomycetes, Helotiales, Sclerotiniaceae. The record is from RefSeq and is a predicted model, not a curated record. The transcript has a single exon.
AUGGAGAACUCAAAAUCAUCAAUCAAUGAACUGGUGGACUCAUCCGGUGAGAUCGACAUGGAAAUCAAAAAUCUUAAUGCACAAUAUCAGGUUAGCAAUCAAUCUGCACCACUUCGUGCCUCCGAUAUCUCUAGGAAGGCACCCAUUCAUCUUCCAAACGAAAUAUUGAACCUUAUUUGGAGUUACACAGAUAUCAUAGAGCCACGGAAUGUUACAGUCAGAUGUAAGAAAGUGGGAGAAAGCUUUGAACUAUGGAGUAAUGAGCCAUAUUCGAUAGCACUGCGUGUUUGCCGACAAUCCCGACAGUGGUUCAUAGACCAACAUCGCAACCAGCGAUACAACGUAGCUUCCCUUGCGCAUAUUGGAGGCUAUAUCGGACCACUAAAGCCACUCAAGAAUCUUUGGUUCAAUCCACGGGUUGAUCGUAUUUGUCCGAUAAUUGAAGGAGAUUGGAGUGAUGAGGCCUUCAUCACCAUGUGCAACGUCAUGCAAGCCACGAAAGUUGCCAAUUUUGCAGUGAGUGACUGUUCCCACGAAUCCGCCAUCUACAGUCCUUGGGCGGUCUACUAUAGACUCAGCAAUAUUGAUAAUUGGAGCUUGAGUUUUAGAGAAACAAUUAUCUAUACAACGAAGCGCGACGUUGAUAAGAACCACCAACUAAGGCUCGUUGAAUGGACAGAAGCAGAUGUCAAUCUGGAUAUGUUGCAAGAGAAGCGGCGCAGGAUUCAAAUUAAUUACAAGGCUAUGCCAACCUUUAAAAAGGUCACAGAAGCAUAUGCAGACCAAAUAAUUGCAGAUGCUCAAGCAAAAUUUGAGGGAAACAUAGCAAGGAAGGUCUCCAAUCUUCCAAUCUGGCUCUACCAGAACAAGGAUGUAUGGGAGGGUCUAAAGUUGCAGAUCAUGGUUGAAGCUGGCACCCUUGAUCGCCGAGAAGAGUAUCCGGGCAACGAAUCAUCGGACAGCGAUGAUGACAAUGACAAUAGGGAUAGUGGCUUUGCACACAGCCAAGAUGUCGAUGAAGAGGCCAGCGAGGAGGAUGAAGAUGAGGAACCCGAGGAAGACGAGGGUAUCACGGAUGAGAACAGCGACGAUGAUAUUGAGAACUAA